Molecule: messenger RNA, 896 nt
Organism: Drosophila santomea
Lineage: Eukaryota; Metazoa; Arthropoda; Insecta; Diptera; Drosophilidae
Gene: Os-C
Product: antennal-specific protein OS-C
Exons: 3
Coding region: 218-649 (143 amino acids)
Source: RefSeq, a predicted model, not a curated record
ACUGCACUCGUCGGCGCAUUCCAGGCCAAAAUAUGCUGAGUUGCCGGGUGUUUGGGGAGUCAGAGUCUGCCGACUCCACAAGGUUGGCGAAUAGAACUCAAAUUAGUAUAGCUGGGCCACACUAAAAUUGACCAAUUUCUGCAUUACCCUGCAUAUUACCUUUGUCCGAUUAAGAGACAUGCAAGUGUCAUUAGCCUAUUAAGUGGCAGCUAUAUAUAUGGCAGCCGGGUGCGUAAGCCCCAACCAAGUUGACAAAAUGGGUUUUCACAUGGGACGACAGCUGCUACUCUCCGGAUUUCUGCUGGUGAUGCUCCAGGUUUUGUCCCAAACGCAGGCCAGGCCACAGCAGGAUGUUAUCACGGUUGCCGGCGAGGAGACAGAGGUUGUGAUUAAGCAGGAGGGCGAUGGCGACGAUGAUGACUCCUCGUCCGAGGAAACAGUCGAGGAUUCGGAGGAAAGCAGGCGCAGACGUCGCGAGGUGAAUACGGACAACACGCCAUCGGCUCGGGCGGUCAUUCCAGUCCCCAUUCUCGUGGAGGCCAUUCUUCCCAGCGUGGAUGAAGCAGGCGAUCGCUUCGCAAGAUCUUUGCCAUUUCUGAAAAAAUUGACUCCUGGCUCUGAAUUGUUUGCCACCGAGAAGAACGAAUAGCCCAGCCUUCAUUAAUGUGACAACUAUGGAAGGAACUGAAACGGAGUUUGUUUGACUUUUGUAUCUGCAUUGUAAAUGUUAAACAAGUGAAUAAUAUUUGGUUAUAGUUUGGUUUCUUAAGUUUUUAAAAAUAUUAUUCCCUAAAAAUCUGACUUACAAACAGUAAUAGUUUCACUAUAUAAAGACAUGGUAUAACACUUUUACUUAUAAGAGGUAUUAGAGGUACUACCCUAAUUUAUUUUAUUUC